CGCUGGUGCGCUGUGUCCCUUGGACCCGGAAAGAGCCAAAGACGUUGGCUCGGUCAUGUGAUCAGCUGUGUCCAAUCACAUCUGAUUACAUGGCACUGAAGUGCCACCUGUCAGUGUCCAUCAGUGCCAGCAGUCAGUGCUCAUCUGUGCCACAUGCCAGUGCCCAUCUGUGCCACAUCAAUGCCACAUAUCAGUGCAUACCAGUGCACAUCAAUGCCACAUAUCAGUGCCCAUCUGAGCUGCCUUUCAAUGUCACCCAUCAGUGCCAGUCAGUGCCACCUAUCAAUGCCAAUCAGUGCCACCUAUCAGUGCUGCCAAUCAGUGCCACCUAUCAGUGCCAGUCAGUGUCGCAUAUCAGUGCCGGUCAG
Molecule: messenger RNA, 368 nt
Organism: Staurois parvus
Lineage: Eukaryota; Metazoa; Chordata; Amphibia; Anura; Ranidae
Source: the annotation of a GenBank genome assembly